Molecule: messenger RNA, 387 nt
Organism: Coprinopsis cinerea okayama7#130
Lineage: Eukaryota; Fungi; Basidiomycota; Agaricomycetes; Agaricales; Psathyrellaceae
Exons: 1
Coding region: 1-387 (128 amino acids)
Source: RefSeq, a predicted model, not a curated record
AUGAGCUCGGAAGUUCAGCCACCGCGCACGUGGUUUUCGGUUGUUGCCGACCUCAUGUCCGCGGCAUUCUUCCUGCCGAAACUCUCCUCGUCCUUCCUCGUCCUCAAAACCAUGUUUGACAGUAAAAACAAGGAUCUCGAGCUUGAUUUCUAUCGACCGAGGCUGCCUUCAACAUCAUCUAUCUUGUCGGUACACCUUCGCUCAGCCGGGCUGGACAAAUGCUUGGAGACAGGAAACACGCAAUCGCCUCACCAGGGUCUCCAGAGCGAUAUGAACGUCCAGAAUUUAUGUCAUUUCACGCCGCUAUUCGCCAUACUGAGGGACUUUGCACGAUGGGAAGACUACGCAGCUAUCUAUGUGCUUAACUCUGCGGUUGCAAUUCCCUGA